Molecule: messenger RNA, 390 nt
Organism: Verticillium alfalfae VaMs.102
Lineage: Eukaryota; Fungi; Ascomycota; Sordariomycetes; Glomerellales; Plectosphaerellaceae
Exons: 1
Coding region: 1-288 (95 amino acids)
Source: RefSeq, a predicted model, not a curated record
AUGGUCAGAAUAACGUCCAAGGACGGCAUCAGCUUCGAAGCUGAUCGAUCCGUCCUUCUUCGAAGCGAGUGGUUCUCCAAGGCCUACGACGGCAGCUUUAAAGAGGCCGUCACGGAUGAGUGGGACUUUUCCAAUAACCCCCACGCGACGUACAGUGUGCUCUGCGCCUACAUAGAGUACCUGGAGAAGGGCAAGAUAUCGCAGGGCCAGCGGCUGGCGGCACGGAAGCGCGGGCGGGAUUUCGCCGAUUACAUCUGUGAUGCGGGUUUCGCAAAGGCUUUGGGAUAACGAUGCAGGGAAGUUUCAGUAACGGGGCAUCAUGAUCUGAUUCUCACAUUCUCUAAUGAAAGCAGUCCGUGGAAUUCAAGCAGUCAUACAUAAUCAUCCAGU